AUGACGUCAAGGCAAUCGUUCUGCCGACGCCAGCACCACGGGGUGGUGACGCUGCUGCGCCGCGCCAGGGCGGAAGCCGACGCCGCGAGUCUUCAGCAAGCUGUGUCACUGGAGCGGGGCAUAGCUAAAGACAUAAUGAGUGGAGUGAACGCAGCUGUGUGUGUGUUGCAGGCGGCGGAGAGCGGCAACGUCGAGGACUUCGGCCGGCUGUACCUGGCGGAGCCGGCGCGCCUCGCCGUGCGAGACUCUCGCGGGCGCGCCGCAGCGCACCAGGCGGCCGCGCGCAACAAGCUCAACAUCCUGCAGUUCAUCGCCACGCACGGCGGCGAUCUUAAUAUCAGGGACCACGUAGGCAACACACCGCUUCAUGUGGCGAUUGAACAUAACGCACUGGACGCUGUUGAUUACCUUCUUCAAUGCGGAGUGGACACGAGUGUGCUGAACGACAAGAAGCAGGCGCCCAUCCACCUGGCGACAGAGCUGAACAAGGUGCCCGUGCUGGAGGUGAUGGCCAAGCACAAGGAGCGCAUCGACAUCCAGCAGGGCGGCGAGCACGGCCGCACCGCGCUACACCUCGCCGCCAUCUACGACCACGAGGAGUGCGCCAGGAUCCUGAUAACAGAGUUCGGUGCAUCUCCAAGAAAACCGUGCAACAACGGUUACUACCCUAUCCACGAGGCAGCGAAGAAUGCAUCGUCACGCACCAUGGAAGUCUUCCUGCAAUGGGGCGAGUCUAGAGGCUGUUCCAGGGAGGAAAUGAUUUCUUUCUACGACUCGGAGGGAAAUGUACCUCUUCAUUCAGCUGUACACGGAGGCGACAUCAAGGCUGUGGAAUUGUGCCUCAAAUCUGGUGCCAAAAUUUCGACUCAGCAGCACGAUCUGUCAACGCCUGUUCACCUGGCGUGCGCACAAGGGGCAACUGACAUCGUGAAACUGAUGUUCCGAAUGCAGCCCAACGAGAAGCAGCAGUGUCUGGCCUCCUGCGACGUCCAGAAGAUGACUCCCCUACAUUGCGCCGCCAUGUUCGACCAUCCAGAAAUAGUCGAGUACCUUGUUGGCGAAGGAGCAGACAUAAACGCGCUGGACAAGGAGCGCCGGUCGCCGCUGCUGCUGGCCGCCUCCCGCGGCGGCUGGCGGACCGUGCACAGCCUCAUCCGGCUGGGCGCCAACAUACACCUCAAGGACGUCAACCACCGCAACGUGCUGCACCUCGUCGUCAUGAACGGCGGCCGGCUCGAGGAAUUUGCCGACCAAGUCAUUAAGGCACAGUCCAAAUCUCAGCUGUUACAACUGUUGAACGAGAAGGAUAACACGGGAUGCUCGCCUCUGCAUUACGCCAGUCGAGAAGGCCACAUCCGGAGCCUCGAAAACCUCAUCCGACUUGGCGCGUGCAUUAAUCUGAAGAACAACAAUAAUGAAAGUCCAUUGCAUUUUGCUGCGAGGUAUGGCAGAUAUAACACCGUUCGUCAGUUACUGGACUCAGAGAAAGGAACCUUCAUAAUCAAUGAAAGUGAUGGAGAAGGACUGACCCCACUCCACAUAGCUUCUCAACAAGGACACACUAGAGUUGUGCAGCUCCUUUUGAACAGAGGAGCUCUGCUUCAGAGGGACCACAAUGGCCGCAGUCCACUUCACCUUGCAUCAAUGAGUGGAUACACACAGACUAUGGAGUUACUCCAUUCUGUACACUCUCACCUCUUAGAUCAGCCAGAUAAAGAUGGGAACACUGCUCUUCAUCUAGCCACAAUGGAAAAUAAACCCAAUGCCAUUGCACUUCUGUUGUCAAUGGGAUGCAAGCUAUUGUACAACUCAAUGGACAUGAGUGCCAUAGAUUAUGCCAUAUACUACAAAUUCCCUGAGGCAGCAUUGGCUAUGGUAACACACGAAGAACGUGCUAGCGAAGUAAUGGCUCUCAAAUCUGACAAACAUCCAUGUGUCAUACUUGCUCUAAUUGCUUCAAUGCCAAAAGUCUUUGAGGCAGUACAAGAUAAGUGCAUUACAAAAGCUAACUGCAAGAAAGACUCAAAAUCAUUUUAUAUCAAAUACAACUUCUCGUGCCUGAAGUGUCCUUCAGUGUAUGCACAGGUGGAUGAAAAAACUGGUGAUGCACUUCUCAUUUCAAAGCCAAUUCCUCUGUCGGCACUUAAUGCAAUGGUUGCACAUGGAAGAGUGGAAUUGCUUGCUCAUCCUCUAAGUCAAAAGUAUCUCCAGAUGAAGUGGAACUCUUAUGGAAAAUACUUUCAUCUGUUGAACUUACUUCUUUACACAGUUUUUCUUGCCUUGGUCACCUCUUUCUCAGCACAGCUCAUGGAAAAGACAUGGAUACGUCGGAAUUUUACAACUAACUCAACAAGACCAGACUUCACAAUUCAGGUCAAAGAACCAAAAGCAGCAAUGUACAUAUGUGCAGUAUCCAUAUUGACAUAUAUUGGUCUUAGCACAAUGAGGGAAGUAUUUCAACUAUAUCAACAACGCUGGCGAUAUUUGCUAGAUCCAAGCAACUUUGUAUCAUGGUUAUUAUAUGUAUCUGCAACCAUGAUGGUCAUUCCUGUUUUUUCUGGCAAUUUUGAUGAUCUUCAGCUGUCAUGUGCAUCUGUAACUGUAUUCCUCAGUUGGUUCAAUCUCCUGCUGUAUUUGCAAAGAUUUGAUCAAGUGGGGAUAUAUGUUGUUAUGUUUCUGGAAAUACUUCAGACACUCAUUAAAGUACUUAUUGUCUUCUCAAUACUGAUAAUUGCAUUUGGUCUUGCAUUUUAUAUACUACUUUCAGAGGGAGCACAUCUAUCAUUCAGAAAUGUUCCAAUGUCUUUAAUUAGAACAUUUUCCAUGAUGUUAGGUGAAAUUGAUUUUCUUGGAACAUAUGUUCGACCAUACUAUCUCAAUGAAGAAACUUUCUUGCCGUAUCCACUCCCAACAUUUAUCAUUUUGGGGCUGUUUAUGGUGCUGAUGCCAAUUCUGCUGAUGAACUUGCUCAUUGGUUUGGCUGUUGGUGACAUUGAAUCUGUUAGAAGAAAUGCACAGCUGAAGAGACUUGCAAUGCAGGUUGUCCUCCACACAGAACUAGAACGAAAAUUGCCUCAUAUUCUGCUUGAUAAAGUUGAUAAAUCAGAAAUAAUAGAGUAUCCAAAUGAAAGCAAAUGCAAAAUAGGAUUUCUUGACUCAGUCCUUAGGAAAUGGUUCUGUAGUCCAUUUUCACAAGAUGGAGUUGAAAUGGUGUUGGAAAACAGUGAAGAUUAUAUGACAGAGGAAUUAAAUAAACAAAAAAAGAGACUGAAGGAAAUAGCAGCAGCACUUGAAACACAACAUCUUCUGCUGAGAUUAAUUGUGCAGAAAAUGGAAAUUAAAACUGAAGCAGAUGAUGUAGAUGAAGGUGUUUCACCAAAUGAGCUAAGGCCAUUGUUAGGUGUCGCCAGCAAAUGGACGUCACCUAGAGUACGCAAGAAACUCAGAAGUGCACUUAGCUUCUCUAAAACCAACUCCACCUGAAGGACACAGUGGUUUAUUAUGCUUGGAUCUGUCAUCAAAUAGAAUACUUGAUGUUCAUUGCAGGUAACAUCCAAUAAAGCAGCAGGCAACAAAACUACUAUUUCCUCAAAUUUUGUAGGUACAGCUCUGAGUGAAGACAAGUACCACUGUUGUGGACUUCCUAUAAAUUUUGUUCCUUACUUUAUCUGGGAUUACAUUUGGACAAUGUAGGCCUAAUUAGUCCCGUGACAUUUUUCUGAAUACUCUAGUGUCAUGUAAUCUGAGAACUGUGAAGAAACAGUCAUAAGCUUUACUUUCAUUUGUUAUGUUUGUGACACAUGUAUGCAGAGAAGUUUCAUAGGUAAUGGCAGCACUACAAAUUAGAUUUAUCUUUAUGAACUGCAAAAAGCAUUGGUUUUGGCCACCAUAUGUGAUAGGAUCUUAUGUCAUGGAUUUUUGAUAGAUUCAAAGAACAGGGUGAAUGAAAAGAAACAAACAUUCUUUAAAGAUUGAUGACAUUUUUUUGUUUUUAUUACUGCCAAUCUUUCAAAGAAUUAGUGGCCAUUAGUACUAAUUUUUUAUUUUAAACAAGUGUUAUGAAGUAACCUAUGCAUACCACUUCUGUGAUGAACUUCUUAAAAUUAUUGUAUCAAUAGAUAAAUGAAAAAGUUUUUAAAUAACCAACUUGCUGUGAUGCAGAAAAUUAUAAGUAUUUUGGGUAAAAGAUGAAUUAUCUAAGUUACAAUUGUUUGGGAUGGAAUUUUUACAUCAGUUUUCAAAAGUAUAUCAGAGAGUGGGGGUGUGAUUUUAUUUGUAUUGUUUUUUAAGAUGUAUGGGAGUUUCAUUUGGAUAUUCUUAGUAAAUUUUCAGAAUUACUAAAAAUAUGCAAUGAAAUCCAUAUGCAUCAUCAGCAAAUUCAAUUAAAAUAUGCAUAAAAAUGUGAGGACAUAUUAUUAUUGAUUUUUAUUUUGGAAAUAUUUAUUUUUGUCUGAAGAAAACUGAACUGCUUUAAAUAUGUAACUGUUUUUGGAAUUGGCUUAAAAUGUCUCAUCACAAAUGAAUGUUUCAUCAGAGUGGGGCAUAUACAUGAUGUCUGGAGGCAAAAAUUGUUGUCAAAAUCCUGUAAGUUUCAGUAUGCAAAGGGUCAUUAAAGUUAAGAAUAAAUGUCAUUGAGAUCAA
Messenger RNA from Schistocerca gregaria, 4641 nucleotides. RefSeq names its product transient receptor potential cation channel subfamily A member 1 (gene TrpA1). Gene Ontology annotation, molecular function: protein binding; monoatomic ion channel activity. Gene Ontology annotation, cellular component: membrane. The transcript is spliced from 21 exons. The coding region runs from base 1 to 3483 and encodes 1160 amino acids. Lineage: Eukaryota; Metazoa; Arthropoda; Insecta; Orthoptera; Acrididae. The record is from RefSeq and is a predicted model, not a curated record. Gene Ontology annotation, biological process: monoatomic ion transport; transmembrane transport.